Salvelinus sp. IW2-2015 is the source of this 1397-nucleotide messenger RNA. RefSeq names its product secreted frizzled-related protein 5. The record is from RefSeq and is a predicted model, not a curated record. Gene Ontology annotation, biological process: non-canonical Wnt signaling pathway; canonical Wnt signaling pathway. NCBI's taxonomy places the organism in Eukaryota, Metazoa, Chordata, Actinopteri, Salmoniformes, Salmonidae. Gene Ontology annotation, molecular function: Wnt-protein binding.
UCACCACAAACACCCAGACACUCUCUCCUGUGUGGAUUUCCUUUCCUCCUCCCGGGAUGAUGCCCGUUCCUGCACCACCUCCUUGCACCACCUCUAAGAGGACCUCUCCUCAUGCUCCUGCUCUCCUCGUGCUCCUGCUCCUCCUGCUUCCAGCUGGGCCUGGCUGGAGUGUCAGGCUGGAGGCAGGACCUGGACCAGAGGCUGGUACAGUUACCAGGACCAGGGUUAGAGCUGGGUCUAGAGUUAGAGCUGGGUUGGAGACUUCGGAUGAGGCCGUGGCUGAAGAUAGAGCUGGUGCUACCAUCCUGUCCGUCAGCAGUGAAGGGCAGUGGGAGCCCCGGAGCUCCUCCCGUUGUGUGCCCAUUCCGGCGGGCAUGGCCCUCUGCCAGAACAUCGGCUACGCCACCAUGAGGAUGCCCAACCUGCUGGGGCACGAGUCGCCAGGCGAGGCCGUCCAGCAGAGUGCCAGCUGGCUGCCCCUGCUCGCCCGGGAGUGCCACCCCGACGCCCGCAUCUUCCUCUGCUCGCUGUUCGCACCCAUCUGUCUGGACAGGUUCGUCUCUCCGUGUCAGAGUCUGUGUGAGUCAGUGCGGGACAGCUGCGCGCCCAUCAUGGGUUGCUAUGGUUACCCCUGGCCAGAUAUCCUUCGCUGUGACCAGUUUCCUGCCAACCACCUCAUGUGUAUCUCCUCUGUCACCAACACCAGCACCAGCACAGGAGGGCGCAGAGCAGUGCCCCAGGCUAGCUGUCGAGACUGUGAGCUGGAGGAGGCCUCGUCUGCCAAGGACAUGCUGGAAACUUUCUGUAGGAGUGACUUUGUGGUGAAAUUGCGUCUCACGCAGCUAAAAUCCAGUCAGGUGAGUUUGGCCCAGUUCUCCUUGGCCUCUCGUCUGCAGGUUCUGAAGCACGGGCCUCUCCUGGGAGGACAGAUCCGCUCCCGCCUGCAGCUGUGGCUGGAGAGAGACGCCAGCUGUGUACGGAACAUGACGCGGCGUCAGCCCCGAGGCGGGACCUUCCUGGUGACGGGCACGGUGCAGGGGGAAUGGCUGGUGGUCAACAAGGCCUUUGCCUGGAACAAACACGCCAGGAACCUGAUGGCUGCAGCCCGCAAGUGGAAACAGCACCGAUGUAGAGKCUAGCAGGGGCUCUGGCUAGGAGCUGAACUUGAGGUCUGAAAUGGGUCUGAGCAGAGCURUAGGCCUAGGUGUACAGAGUCAGGGAUGUGAUUAAAACACCAUAUAACAUCAGCAGAGAGAGAGGAGGUUGUUUGGGGGAGGGUACAUUUCUAUGAUAGACUUCCUGGAUUUKAAUCACAUCCUUGGAUAGCUGGAUGUUUCAGAGAGCACCAUCCUGAGCUCAGGAGAGGACGCUGCAAAGGACAAGACCUUCUGUGUUUC